Messenger RNA from Larimichthys crocea (large yellow croaker), 1328 nucleotides. Its product is annotated as intracellular protein transport protein USO1-like. NCBI's taxonomy places the organism in Eukaryota, Metazoa, Chordata, Actinopteri, Sciaenidae. The transcript has 6 exons. The record is from RefSeq and is a predicted model, not a curated record. The coding region runs from base 102 to 1328 and encodes 408 amino acids.
UUACCCUGCACUAUAGUAUGGUGACAUGAAUGCUAAAAUACAAUUGGACUGGUCCAAGCAGAAUAGAGUACAUCUGAAUUGAAUUAGGGUGAGAGAACAAUAUGUCUGAAGAUCUCUAUGCCAAGGUAGAUCUCACCAAAAAAGUUAGAUUUCAGACAGCUGAGAAGGAGGACACAAAUGCAGACAACAAUGGUAACAUCGAUAAUGUAACGAUUUACGACAACUACUGCGCAGAAGGAAGCACUCCACCGAAAUCACCGGACAACGGCACUGACGACCAACAGCAAACCACUUCAGUCAAUGUAAGUUCAGGACAGAGGAAUCUUUUCAAAGCUGCUGCAGUGUUUCUGGGGCUGCUGUGUCUUGUCCUCCUGGCUGCAGUCAUUGUCUUGGUAGUUUUAUGGAUUCAAGACAAAAACAACUGGAGGGUGAGCAAUGAGAAACUGACCCUGAAGACAAGCGAGUUAGAGGCCAUGAACAACAACCUCACCAAUGAGACAGACAAACUACAGACAAGUUAUCGUGAAUCGAAAAACCUCAAUCACAACCUGACCCUGAAGAUAAGCGAGUUAGAGGCCAUGAUCAACAACCUCACCAAUGAGACAGACAGACUACAGACAAGUUAUCGUGAAUCGAAAAGCCUCAAUCACAACCUGACCCUGAAGAUAAGUGAGUUAGAGGCCAUGAACAACAACCUCACCAAUGAGACAGACAAACUACAGACAAGUUAUCGUGAAUCGAAAAGCCUCAAUCACAACCUGACCCUGAAGAUAAGCGAGUUAGAGGCCAUGAACAACAACCUCACCAAUGAGACAGACAAACUACAGACAAGUUAUCGUGAAUCGAAAAGCCUCAAUGACAACCUGAUCCUGAAGAUAAGAGAGUUAGAUGCCAUGAUAAACAACCUCAUCAGUGAGAGAGACCAACUAAAAAGUUUUAUUUUAGGUGAAUUAGGAUGGGUGUAUUUCAGCGGUAGCCUUUAUUACAUCUUUCUAAAGAAAAAAGACCUGGCAACAAGUAGAGAUGACUGUCAGCAGAGAGGGGGCAGACCUGGUGAUUAUCAACAGCAAAGAAGAACAGUCGACUUAAUCCCCAGAGCCAAACCAAGACAGCUGGGAGCCCGGGCUUUAUGGGAUUCAAGACAAAAACACUGGAGGGUGAGCAAUGAGAAACUGACCCUGAAGACAAGCGAGUUAGAGGCCAUGAACAACAACCUCACCAAUGAGACAGACAAACACAGACAAGUUAUCGUGAAUCGAAAACCUCAAUCACAACCUGACCCUGAAGAUAAGCGAGUUAGAGGCCAUGAUCAACAACCUCACCAAUGA